This is a messenger RNA of Trypanosoma brucei brucei TREU927, 2391 nucleotides long. RefSeq lists its product as hypothetical. The transcript has a single exon. Gene Ontology annotation, cellular component: nuclear pore; nuclear pore outer ring. Gene Ontology annotation, biological process: protein import into nucleus; regulation of DNA-templated transcription; post-transcriptional tethering of RNA polymerase II gene DNA at nuclear periphery. Gene Ontology annotation, molecular function: structural constituent of nuclear pore. Bases 1 to 2391 code for a protein of 796 amino acids. NCBI's taxonomy places the organism in Eukaryota, Euglenozoa, Kinetoplastea, Trypanosomatida, Trypanosomatidae. The record is from RefSeq and is a predicted model, not a curated record.
AUGCUGACAACAUUUGAGCAGCAGCAUGGCAUGGUGGAGUUGCCGCCACUUGGUGAGAAGGUCAGUAUUUAUGAUCGUGGCUCUAUAUUUGCUGUCCACGAUAAUUGGUUGGACACUGGAGCUGCAAACGACACGAACAGCACUUCGGCGCACCCAUCGCGGGCUUUUGCCGAAGUUUAUCUUGGCUCCGUGGUUCGUUCUGUCUUUACAGCCGAUCAGUUCAUGCGGUGGUCCAAACGAGAUAAUCGUGUGGAGGAGUCUAAUUUGUGGAGUUUGCUAUUAGAACUUCUACUGGAUGCGGAACAAGCUGUGAAGUACAACCCCGAUGCUAUUGGCAUAGCGAAAGUACAGCCCCAUAGGCAGUGGUACGUUUCUCAUCAAGCCCAUAUCCAAGACUUGCUGCAGCGUCAACCGUUGCUCCGCCGUAUGAACAUUAUUAUCCGGUGGCUGGAGCGGGUUUACCGCACCGGGAACGCACCCCUGAAGUUGGCUUCGUCUCGCACCCCUGAAGAGGCUGUGCUGCUGCGACAGAUUGUUCUAUCGUGCUUACGCGGUGGUGAGCUUCACCGUGCCAUAGAUUUGUCAGUGACGGCCAAAGACUGCAUGUACAGCUGCCUGCUGAGCGCCGCGCAGAUGCAAACGGUGGCAGAACCGUGGUUUAACGCAACACCUUUGGUGCCCUUAUUCGGGGAAUACGGCAACGGGGAGGUGGAUCUGGAGUGGGCGUGCAAUGAGCACCGACUUGAUAAUCUUUCUCAGCUGUAUGAAGACUCUGUGGCCCUUUCCACAUCAAGUGAGGGACAAACAGCAGGCGGAGGCUUGGAUGGGCUUAUUGCGGCAGUGCUGUGCGGCAACCUGGAUGUUAUGGAGCCAGCCUUCGCUACGGGAAACUGGAAGGACGUGGUGUGGUGUCACCUUCGCUCUGCACUGGUGCUGUGCUUUACAAAGACGCUGAUGGCUGCACGCCAUAAUGUCCAGGCACCAUAUGGGGCUCUGGUAGAGCGACUCACUGGAUCGCAUGACUCUUGGCAAGACGAAACGGCACAGUCAGUAGUGCGUCGUCUUGCCGAUAGACUUGAGAGUAGUUACUUUGCCACAGUGUCGUUUGAGGAAAAGCUACAAAUGCGCGUCAUUCUUCACUUUCUUUCCUCCGACAACGCGGAUUGGACAAAUGUGUUGAAUGAUUUGAGCAGAGUCAAAGGUGUUGCUCAAAGCGACCCUAAUGGCGUUAGGUUGGUUUCCCACUUGUUACUGUGCCUUGAUACAGCGUACAGUGAGGCGUUACACUCACGUUCUGUACAAGUGUACUCGACUAGCCUUGCCGAGGCUCUCACUCGAUAUGCCGAAAGUCUUGUGCAGCUUCCACAUUACGCGCCACAGGACGCAAUGAGGGCGGUAAUUGCGAUGAACUUACGUCUGCGUGAUGCACGGCAGCGAGCCUCGGUGUACGCUGCGUUCCUUGUUGCGUGUAGGUGCCGAGAGCUGCAGCUAACCAAACGGGAAGAGGUGGAAGCUCUAGAAGAAAAGCUGGUACAGAUGUUUUGUAAGGCUGAUCCAGUGAGUGAAGUACACGACGAGGUGAUGCGGUUGCUGAACCAGAAGGUGGAACCCGCCACCCUGCUGACGCAUAAUCCCCUUGCAGAGGCUGUGAUGUGGCGGGCGAUGCAUGCGGAUUCACCUGACGACUUCAUCGUCGCCUUGCGUCACUCACUCGAGGCCUGUGGCUCUUUCUGGUUGGCGGAACCACGCGCGGAGCUGGACGCUAUUACAGACGUGGCAGGGAUAAUACGUCGAACUAUCCUACCAAACCUCCGAAGGGAUAGCAUUGCCCUGUCGGCCACACCCACUGAAAUGGAGCUCGCUGAGUCGCACUUUUGGAUGACGUUUGCUGCUUUGCGGACGGCAGCGGACCAGCACGCGAAGACUACUGCGCGACUCGACUUGGCUCUUGGUGGGACAGACCGUACGCUUGAGUUCCAGUUGGUGCAGGACGAGGCUGCGCUUAUGCGUGAGCUGCACAGCUUGGCACGAAAGGCCCUUACAUACGGCGGGGCUGUUGUGCACCGAAGCCGUUCGUGCGUCACUGCUGUCACAUGGCUUCUGCAAGUUUUCGUAGAGGAGGUUGUGCUUUCCGUUCGGCUUGCCGCAUCGAGGAGCUCUGUUAUUGUGGAGUAUCUGCGCCAUGUCUUUGAACUUAUUGAACAGAUAAACGACUCGGGUUAUGUAGAGCCGUCCCUCAUGCCCCAGCAGAGCGCUCGGGAUCUUUUCGCCGCAGUGCGGUCAUUGCGUAUGGCAUGCGGGCAGAAGGCGCAUGAUCUUUUAGUGGAAGAGGCGAAAAAGGUUGCUGUAACACAACAGCAGCUUUUUGUGACAUCACAACCGAAAUGGUGA